AUGGAGGUCCCGAGAAACUCCACGGAGACCAGGAAGCGGACGGCCCUGGGCCGUUGCCAGGAUUUCUUUUGGCUGGGCGUCGUCUUCGACACGGGGGGCGCGAUGAUUCUGCUCACUGGCGUCUUCGCCGACCUGCCCUUCUACGACCUGCUGCUCUACCUGGGCCCCAUCACUAUCUUCCUCAGUCUCCUCUGGUGGGUCUUCUGGUACACCGGCAACAUCGAAUUGAGUCCUGAAGAGGCCGGGAAGAAGCCCUUCCGCAUGCCCUCCGCCACCGCCAUGGUCGAGCUGAGCCAGACGCUCAGCCGGCGCCUCCCUCUCAGCCUCAGCGUUACCACCGCUGUGGUGCGGAUGCAGCGGCGGCAGUGCCGCAGCCGCAGGAGGCUGCUUCUCCAAAGGGCUGCUUCUAUUCUGAGUCAGACCUUCAUAGGCGACUUACAACGUCGAGCAAAGGAGGACCAGGACAAAGACGGAGUGGAAAGUGUCGAGAAGCGUGGCAAUGCUGAAGAGUUUGGCAGAGAGGAUCUGGGCCCGGAAUCGGAAGCUGUCAAAAGUUCUGAGGGAGUUUGCACCCCAGGCCCCAAUGCUGGUCUGGUGCAAUCACAGUUCACUCCAUCUUCUCUGGACGGGCCUCUGCCUCUCUGUAAGAGACUGCCUGCUGUCCCUUUGUCCUCUACAGGUCCGCCUCUGGACACCCUGUCCCCUCAGAUCCAGACUGUAGCCCCCGUGGUCUCUCAGAGCCAGCCCUCAGUGUCUGUGGCUGCACAGAGGCAUCUCCAGAUCCCUGUGGCCUCAAAGAGCGAUUGCCAGAGUCUUUCUCUGGCCUCUCAAACUCAGCUUCCACCUGUUCAGGCUUCUCAAGCCCAGGCUCUGGCCACCAAGGUCUCUCUGAUACAGCUUCUGCCAGCCCCAUCUUUUCAGACCCAACUUGUGGACCCGAAGGUCACCCCAGCUGCCCAGCACUUUCAGGCCCCGUGUGACACCCAACAGGCCCCCAAAAGCACUGCUUUAGUUCAAGAGAUUGCUCUCAGCCAGUUAUCACAUGCCCAGGAGCCACCAUCGGGCCAGGAACUAAGUCAGGAAGUUCCUGACAGUGUAUCCCCACUCUCCAAGUCCCAGGCUCUAGCUACUGAGGCCCAGCAGUCAAUGCCCCAUGAGAGUGCACCCACCCUUACCACCAUGAACAGUCACCCUCACUAG
Messenger RNA from Molossus molossus (Pallas's mastiff bat), 1200 nucleotides. RefSeq lists its product as uncharacterized. The record is from RefSeq and is a predicted model, not a curated record. Bases 1 to 1200 code for a protein of 399 amino acids. NCBI's taxonomy places the organism in Eukaryota, Metazoa, Chordata, Mammalia, Chiroptera, Molossidae. The transcript has a single exon.